Molecule: messenger RNA, 1082 nt
Organism: Solenopsis invicta (red fire ant)
Lineage: Eukaryota; Metazoa; Arthropoda; Insecta; Hymenoptera; Formicidae
Product: transmembrane protein 203
Exons: 2
Coding region: 411-824 (137 amino acids)
Biological process (GO): tRNA 5'-leader removal; intracellular calcium ion homeostasis
Cellular component (GO): nucleolar ribonuclease P complex; nucleus; endoplasmic reticulum
Molecular function (GO): nucleic acid binding
Source: RefSeq, a predicted model, not a curated record
AAUUGUACAAAUGCGAGAAAUUGUUCGACAAAGGCGCAUCUGAAGUGAUUAUCCAUGGCCUUGGUGCUGCCGUGUGCAAAGCAGUCAGCUUAGCUCUGCGAUUGAAGGAAAUUCAUCAUGGAACUUUAGAUUUUGAUAUUAGAACUUCUACUGUUGCUCUAAUAGAUGAGCUAGAGGCAUUAACCGAUGACGUGGAUGACGAGAUAAACAACAGACAAAACUCUGCUAUACACAUACGUGUCAUUAGGAGAGUGCCAGUGGCUGUGCUGAGAUCUAAAUAGGAAUAAACUAAUAUUGAGAUUGCAAAACAAUAUAUUUGAGUGAUGAGUGUACAUAAUAAACUGGAUGGAAUUAUUAACUAAAUCAUUAAUAUUCCAAUACUGGUACAAAACUGCAUAAUUUUUUUUACAAUGAUUUUCUCUUUAAAUGAAUUAGUUCAUUGGUUAGGUUUGACUAUCUUUGAAAUAUGGAUCAAUUUAGUUGCUUUAACAUUUUUCACAGUGCUGUUAGCUUUAAAAUUAGAUGAGAAUUACUUUUUGGGACCGUCGGGAUGGUGGGAGGUAUUUUCACCACUAUUUAUUGCCGAUGGUUUAAAUACAUAUUUUUGCGCUAUUAUAUUCAUUAGAAUGUACAUGGAGGGAAUGAUCAGAGUGGGCAUCUUACGUGCGUUGUGGAGUCAAAUAUCAUUACUAUUAGUCUUUGUGUUUAAGUAUCUUCUGUGUAAAAAGCUGUCUGGACAAAGUGCUUUAGAAUAUUCAGAAGUUUUGAGUCCAGUAUUUAUUCUCUUGCAACUGAUCGCUGUUAGAGCUUGUCAGUUACAUUAAAGGAAACAGAAAAACUUGUAUGCACGAUAUUACUUCCAAAGCAUCUGUCAUAUGUAAGAAUCAUGUUGUGUGCUAUAUGAUACACUUGUAUAUAUUACAUCUUAUACAUUAUUUAGAUAAAAUUAUUUAAAACAUUUUAUAUCUCUGUUAACUACUUUAUAUUUUUAUUCUGUUAUUCAAGAUUGUGUAAAUUAUUCUUGAAUAAGAAUACAUUAUAUAAUACAAAUUUAAUAAACACUUAAAGUUAUAAUAAAUUUA